This is a messenger RNA of Panicum virgatum (switchgrass), 2720 nucleotides long. RefSeq names its product F-box/LRR-repeat protein At1g67190. The transcript has 2 exons. Gene Ontology annotation, molecular function: protein binding. Bases 557 to 1810 code for a protein of 417 amino acids. The record is from RefSeq and is a predicted model, not a curated record. NCBI's taxonomy places the organism in Eukaryota, Viridiplantae, Streptophyta, Magnoliopsida, Poales, Poaceae.
GCACAUUUCCUUCUCUCCUCUCGCCGGGACGCCGCCGUGGUCGCGAUUCCGCGACCUGUCCGACGCGCCGGUCUCAAGAGUCAGCGCCGCACCACCUCCUGUUCUCGAGACUUGCGCUGCCACCGUAGCCUCUUCCCGGCCUUCAGCCGGCGUCUCCACGCCGGGGCGUCGGUGACGGGUCCUCUGAAGAAGACGGCGUGUUCUCGCCUUGGGCGUCUGCCGGAGUCGAGGAAGACGCCAUGAAUUGGACUCGAGCUAUCGCAUGAGGUCGAUCUGGGGUCCUGCAACGACGGACCGGCUUGCGGUGUGCAGAUCCGGCGACAGCGCUCAGCCAAAGCCCGGGUUCCGGGCCACGGAGCGGUCGUUGCCACUGUCGCGUCAUCGUCGUGUUGCUAUACCAAUCAAGGAAAGGAAGGUGACGAGGUCUUAACGAACACUGAUAUUGACAUCUGAAAAUGUUUGCAACUUUAUGCUAGAAGACUGUCUUGUUGCUAUGGAGAAAAUUCUUCAUUAGAUUUUAUACUCGAUAGUGUUGGGUGUUCUUUUAGUGCCAAAAAUGGAGCACCUCCCUGUUGAAGUCAUUGGCAACAUUCUUUCCCAUCUUGGUGUUGCACGUGAUGUCAUGGUUGCCUCUGUGGUAUGCCGGAAGUGGUGGGAUGCCUGCAGGAGGCACCUUCGUUUGCUGUCUUUUAACUCCGAUGACUUUCCUCGGGACAUGACUACACGUCAAUUGGAGAUUGUUAUCACACAGACUAUAUUUCAGACAAUGGGGCUGCAAUGCCUCUCGAUUCAUAUAGAUAACACCCAUGAGUUCUCUGCAGCACCAGUGAUUGCCUGGCUCAUGUAUACCAGGGAAACACUCCGGAGCUUGUCUUACAAUGUCAGGACAAUACCUAAUGUAAACAUUCUGGAAAAGUGCGGCAGGCAGAAGCUCGAAGUGCUAGAUUUGGACCAUAACACAAUCACAGGUGUUGAACCAAGCUAUCAGAGGUUCACCUGUCUGAAAUCCCUUUCCCUGAGGCAUGUCAGCAUUUCAGCAUUGGAUCUGAGCCUUCUAGUUGCUGCUUGCCCAAAGAUAGAGUUAUUAGCACUUGAUGUCCUUGAGGUUGUCACUUCAGAUCCACAAUCUACAAUGGAGCUCACAAGCCAUACAUUGAAGAGUCUUUUCGCAAAAUCAGUAGGUGUAGAUAAGAUCAUACUUGAUGCAGAUAAUUUGGAAGUUCUACACUUGAAUGCAUUGAAUCUUGAUCUGUUUGAGCUUAUUGGGAAAAGAACACUAAAACAUCUUAAGAUCGAUGACGUCAGUGUUACACAUUUGGAUAUUGGGGACAGUACUGAUAAUCUGGAGAUAGUAGAUGUGAGCAACUUCACAAUAGUCUGGCCUAAGUUCUAUAAUAUGAUAUCCAGAGCAUCCAACUUGCGUAUGCUACGAUUUUGGGGUGUUGUAUUUGAUGACGAGGAUGAAAUUGUGGAUUCAGAAACUAUAGCUGUUUCAUUUCCUCUUCUUAGGCAUCUUUCAUUGAGCUACGAAUUACGAGACGGAUUGCUCCACUACAGCCUCCAGGGUUCAUCACCGCUGGAGAAUGUCUCAGUUCUGGAACUUGGUUGGACAGUAAUAAGUGAGCACUUUGGACCCUGGGUGUUUGGUAUGAUUGAAAGGUGUCCAAAUCUCAAGAAACUUGUUAUUCAUGGUGUUCUUUCUGAGGCAAAAACACGAGAAGAACGCCAGAUGCUAGCAAGCUUCACCUCAUUUAUAGUCUGUCUCAUGAGGAAGUAUGUGCAUGUGGAUGUACAAUUUGAGUAUGAGUGACAUCUACUAGGUUCAAUGGCUGUCCUAGUUCAGUUGAAGCCAUGGCAGCAGGUAACCUUUCCCAAAAAUUUCCUUUUUGUAGCAUCACAACAUUUUAUUCAGCAUGAUCUUGUUACAGUUUUUGUGAUCUCUUCGUGAUAUUGGCUUUUGUAGAUGGUUUGUAAGGGUCUCAUGUUUGUCCUGUAAGAAUCUUUGAGUGCAAAAUCCUUAGUGUCAAAAACAAAAUUUCCAAAACAACUUAUUCAAUUUCAGGCUCUUGGAAUUUUGAUGUAAUUUUAUAGAACUAGAGUAGCUAGCAAGGGCUUAAGAUAUUUUAUGGAAGGAUCCCAAUGCUAUAUUUGGCUGUUUGCUCCUUCUUAAUUUAGCUUAAGGCUGCACUGUGUAUAUUUAUGUGAUAUAUCGGAACAAACGUUCCCUGAAUACAAUUGUUAUCUGAUUGCUGUGUCUCUUAGCUUAAUGUAUGUGAUAGUGAUUGGCAAGCAAUUAUAUUUUUGAGUUAUUAACCUUCAUGUCCAACGGAGACCGCUAGAGGCACCAGUGCAUAGUGGUAUCCUAAAGCACGACGGUAAUAUGAGGAGAGGCAGGGGCCGGCCGAAGUUGACAUGGGAAGAAACAAUUAGAAGAGACUUGAAAGACUGGAGUAUACCUAGAGAUUUGUCCUUGGAUAGGAGUGCUUGGAAAGCCGCGAUUCACGUGCCGGAACCAUGAAUAAUGGUCUUUGUUGGGUUUCAACUCUAGCCUACCCCAACUUGCUUGGGAUUAAAAGGCUUUGUUGAUGUUGAUGUUGUUGAUGUAUUAACCUUCAUGUAUGUACUUUUAGAGAAAGGAAAGAAGAUGCUGGGUACUUUUUUUAUCAUUAAUGGUUUUAUGGCAAAGAUGUGACUUUCGUGAAAGCCAUCAUUACAGACCA